Molecule: messenger RNA, 485 nt
Organism: Prunus avium (sweet cherry)
Lineage: Eukaryota; Viridiplantae; Streptophyta; Magnoliopsida; Rosales; Rosaceae
Product: arabinogalactan protein 20
Source: RefSeq, a predicted model, not a curated record
AGGGAGGCCUGCCUUAUUCUUCUCUUGCUGGCCUCUCUUCACCAGUCACCAGUCACCACCAAAACCUCUUUAUAUAUAAACCAAACUCUCUCUUCCCCCUCCUCACAUUCUCUGCUUCUCUCUCUCUCUCUUUCAAUUGGGUUCUGCUCAAUUUUCUCUGUUUUUUUUUCCUCAUUUAAAAAAAAAAAAAAUGGCACUUUGCUUUGGUUAUUCAAAAGCCAUUUUCAGAGUUUUGUUAGUCUCUGCAUUUGUCUUCUUUGCCAUUCUAUCUCCAUCUGCUGCUGCUACUACAAAGCCCUCAGCUUCUGCUCCUUCCCCUGCCUCCACCCCUGCUCAUGCCCCUGGCCCUUCCAGUGAUGGGACUUCCAUAGACCAAGGGAUUGCAUAUGUGCUGAUGCUAGUGGCUUUGGUGCUUACAUACCUCAUUCAUCCUCUGGACGCAUCAUCUUCCUACACUUUCUUUUGAAUGUUGGGAUUCUUUUUUA